This is a messenger RNA of Epinephelus moara (kelp grouper), 4911 nucleotides long. RefSeq names its product fibroblast growth factor 6-like. Gene Ontology annotation, cellular component: cytoplasm. Gene Ontology annotation, biological process: cell differentiation; animal organ morphogenesis; positive regulation of protein phosphorylation. Lineage: Eukaryota; Metazoa; Chordata; Actinopteri; Perciformes; Serranidae. The record is from RefSeq and is a predicted model, not a curated record. Bases 1392 to 2018 code for a protein of 208 amino acids. Gene Ontology annotation, molecular function: fibroblast growth factor receptor binding; growth factor activity. The transcript has 3 exons.
AAUGUUACAGUGGUCUCUUCAUUUUAUUUAUGUUUAAAUGUUUGAAUUAAUUUAAUCUGACGCACUCUGUGAUCUGACUCUUCAUUUUAAGUGAGUGUUUUGCAGUGCAAAGUAUCCACAAAUCUCUCUGCAGUUUGACUUACAGACACUAAGGACUAAGGGUUGUUCAGCAGUGGUUGAAAUGAACUUGGAAAUGGUGCCAUCCUUUGGAAAUCUGGGGGAACUGAUGUGUGCAAGAGAGACUGCUGGUGCGCAACUGCACUGGCCUCACUGACGCAUGGGCAUGCUGCUGGUGGCAUUAUCUAUUACAUGGAAAAGACGAUAGGCUUUCAUGUUGCAGGGAAUGGCAUGCUGACAAUGUGUGCCAUUUCAUGACGGGCCUCUUCACUUUGCUCCUCAUAGUUCUCACGAAUGCACCACGGGAAACGCACGGGUUAUGGUGUACUAUAAAAACAUGAUACUUUAUUAAAAUGCCAGUCUGGGCCUCCGCCGUGCCGUUGAGCUGAAGGGGAGUCGGUGUCUUGCUCAAGGACACGUCAGCAGGGCGGAUGCUGGCCGACACUGAGGUCUUGAACCCUGAUUUUCGCGGCCGGGGCGCUGCGGGCACCCUGCUGGCUCUCUGCUCCAACUGAUGCGUCAUUUUAUGCCUAGAAAAACACAGAUUUACUGGGGGAAGUUCUUGAGCGGCGCAGCAGAAGAAGUGGGACCACAAGAGCCCUGUCAUUGCUCUCCGGUGACAAGUGGGCCUGUUUUUACACCUUCCUUCUAAAUAAGGAAGCGGCCUGACAGACAUAUGACCACCGACCCAAUUUGGGAGCAGCCCGAGUGCCCCAUCGCGUCCCACGGCCGCUCAACGCCACCAAUAAGCUUUCUCCCCUUCCAGUCCAGCAGUGACAGUAGGCUAUUCCCCUCAACUCUCUGCAGACUUGGUAUUUUUCCUGCUGUCAGCACCCUGUCUACCCUUGUAUUGUCCCAGCGGUGAAGUCAGCAUGAUGUCAUCUAGGGAUGCGAUAGCCCUGGCAAGGUUGAAACAGGGUUUUUGGUGAGUGGUAGAGGAUUUAUUCCGAACUCCUACCGAGAGGGAGACAGAGAGGGGGGAAGAGAGAGAGAAAGAGAGAGUGUGUGUGAGAGAGAGAGAGGCGCGGAGGAGCUGCAAAACAUGGUAAUCACCACCACCAACAUCACCAUCAUCACCAUCACCAUCACCUCCAGCUCUGCCGCGCACUCUCCCGUCUCCUCUCCUCCUCUGCACCGGGGCUUGCGUUUCAUGCCCAAAGCCCUGAUCUGCGCUCCAAAAAUAACCCUCAGCCAGCAUGCCGAAGGAAGCAAAACAAGAAGAGCGGUAUUUUUAGGGUCAUUAAUUUCGACCACGUGGCCCGAAGGUAAACCGGAUGGCCGUUGCGCAAAGGCUCCUCGUCAGUAUGUCCUGCGAGGCCGGCACGCCGCACUGGACGCUGACCGCGGUGGUUCUCCUGGGCUUUCUGCUGGGGAUCGUGUCAGCGUACCCUUUACCGAGCAGCAGGACAAAUGCAACUUUACUGGAGAAAAGAUGGGAGACCCUCUUCUCCCGCUCUGUACUGGGGAUCUCUGGGGAGAAACCGGAGCUGAACUGGGAGAGUGACUAUCUGCUGGGCAUCAAAAGAGUGCGGAGGCUCUACUGCAACGUGGGCAUCGGGUUUCACCUUCAGAUCCUCCCCGACGGCAGGAUAAACGGUGUACAUAAUGAAAACCAGUACAGUCUAAUAGAGAUCUCUACGGUGGAGAGAGGAGUGGUGAGCCUAUAUGGGGUGAAGAGUGAGUUGUUUGUCGCAAUGAACAGCCGUGGAAGGUUAUACGGAACGACAGUCUUCCAUGACGAGUGCAAGUUCAAGGAGAGCAUGCUCCCGAACAACUACAAUGCCUACGAGUCUCUGGUUUACAGAGGCUCCUACAUAGCACUCAGCAAGCAUGGCCGCGUGAAGAGGGGCAACAAGGCCACCACUGCCAUGACUGUAACGCACUUCCUACCCCGAAUAUGAUGAGCAAAAACUGGCAAUAACAAACUUAUUUGCACAUGUGGAUUAUUUCCCAGGUAACAUAAAUACCGUAUACGUACGUACAAACACAAAAGACAAAAAUGGACUGUAAAAGAAAGAAAUACCACUAUAUCUGAUAGUAUUUAUUCAAACUUUAUAUGUAUAUUUGGGUAGCUUCCUUUGUAUUAGAAAUUAUGGAAAUGCCAUUCUUUGCUGCUUUUAUGAUUUUCAUCAUUUUGUGAUAUGACGGGGAUGGAGAGGUGUCAUUUAUCCCCUCGGUUUAUAUGGGUGCUUGCUGGAAUUGGUUGACUCCUUGCCCUGUCAGUGGAAGACAGUUCAUCCUUUUGGAAAUUAAAUGGAUACGUUAUUACCUCAAAGCACCAUACCCUGAGAAGAAGAAGAAGAAGGAAAAGAGAAAUGUGUGCAUGAAAUUUCUACAGAGAAGAAUGCCUGUCUACUGAAAAUGUUUUCACCCAUCGAGGACUUGAGCAUUUCCCUUCCUCUAUGUUCGAUUGUCUCUGUCACUGUCAGGUCAACUUAGAGCACUUGCAAAUAUGGCGGUGGUUUUUCUUGCUUCGUCAUGAGGUGGCGGUGCCUUGAAUUCCUACUUGCGGCCCCCUUACCCUUGCAUGCGAGAAAUGUGGUGCUCAAGUCAGAAAUAGGAAUGAAACGCAAGUCAUCACUCCCUCAGACACCACCGGGGGGCUAUAGCCCAAUUCCUAGAGGGCCAGAGGUUUCUCCACUUUAUUUUCUUUCCAUAAUUAGAUCAAUUAAGUAAUUGAGACUCUAUGCUGCACAGGACCCAGUGGAGCCUCUUGUUAAUAUGGAAAGCUAGAUUUAGAGUCAGCACUCACACCCGCCCCCCUAUCAUGUCCAAGGGAGCUUUGACAAUCCCAGGUUUUACUUUCACAAAUUUUGUAGCCGGAUCAUCAGGCCAGAUUGAGUGUGCAAGUGUGUAGUAUAUGUGUGGGCAUGCAUUAAUUUCAAGUAUGUAUGUGGAACUGCUCGAUUUGAGAGCUGCUCAAUUUUAAAGGUUUUUUUCUCAUUGUGGGAGGUCAAGGGAGCGUCUGUGUAACGGAAUAUCAUAGACCUGACACUAUGAAGCAACAUGUCCUCAAUUUCUGUAUAUUCCCCCCUCAGUUAAAACUGAGUUGGUGAAAUCUGUUGCAUCUGGUCUGUAGCCUUGAUAUUUUGCUAAUUUAUUCGAUUUGUUUUUGAAAAUGUUGAUUUUAUAGCAAAAGUAUGGAAGCCAAGAACGGCCAUGCCUGCAAUUAUUUUUUUAAACGCCGUUAACUCAAGAUCAUGAGUUAAUUAUUUCCUUAUCUCAAGAUAACAGAGCUUGUUUUCUCUCAAUAACAGGUUGAUUUAUGUUGAUUCUCUAGAAAUAUUCACUAGAUAACGAUCUCAAGAAAACAAAUGUUGGUUUCUCGUAAGAAAUUAUCUUGUUAUCCUGACGUAUCGGCCUUUUGUUUUCUCGAGAAUCUACACACUUUAAAGAUAUACUAUGCAGGAAUUAUCAGUUACUGUUUGUCAACAGCAUCUCCAGUGAAACUAAAAGCUUACCCCAGAUCGCUGUCGUUUUGGAAUGAACUUUGAUGGCUUGGCGUUUCGUGUUGCUAUAUUUGCUUUUUUUUCUGGCGCUGUGUCCACGAUUUUCGUAGCUUCAUCUUAGACACAUGCUGCAUUUGAUCUGGCACCUGGUUCCUAUCCUUUUAUAUGGUCACCUGCGUGCUGUGCCCUGGAACAACCCAUACAUUGCAAAAUAAAAAUAAAAUAUGAUGAUACAGGCAGAGGGCAAGUCUCUGCAGAUGAAUACACCACCACACACUUCUCGUGGGUCAUAAGUGAUGAGUCUAUACAUUAUGUUUUAGGAAAAUCCUGCAUAGAAUACCUUUAAUCCAUAACCAUGAGAAAACAAGCUUUGUUAUCUCGUGAUAACGGCAUUAAAAAACAAAACUGCAAGCACGGACGUUUUCAGCUUCUGUACAAAUGUGACGAGGGGAGCUGUUUGACCUUCACAGAUUUGUUGUUGAUGAUAUUUGGCACUUAAAGUAACAUGUUUAUGCAGAAAUGAGUGAAGUUACAGUGGAUGUUCUUGACUUAUCAGUCCGCUGUAAUGAUGUUCAGCUGCAUUCAUUUAAAAAAGUGUAGAUACGGUAGUUUGGUUUCAAGAGAACUGCUUCAGAGUUCAUGAUCCUGGGAUAUGUGAACAAUACUUCAGGUUACUCAUUCUGUCUGACAUUUACAUGAUGUGGAUUGCGCUUAUUGAUCCCAGAUUUUUCAACUUAUUAUGCAUCAUUCAGAUUGAUCGCUGAGUCACAGUAUGACGUCUUGUGAAACAUGAGCAAUGUUGCAAAAAGCAGUGAACCAAAGGGUGAUAUUAGCGAUGUUCAUUCAGGCUUUGUGUACGCAGCACACCAUACUUGAAUUCAACAACUGCUCGCGCUCCUCUUUCAGAUACUGUAGUUUUCCAUUGUGGAGACAAAAGGGGGGAGGGUGAGGAGGACAAAGAGCGAGCGAAGAUGAAGAUAGCAAUGAUGUACAGAGGACUUAUAUGGGACUCUGCAUGUGGCACUGGUUGUUUGUUUAACUUGGCGAGGAUGUGAAUAAUGUAGGGUAAAAUACCUGAGCAUCAGACAAGUGGGCCCCCUCGUUUGUUGAUGUCAGACUGGACGGUCAGCGCAGGGCCCUGAGAUUCUUGUUCCAUUCAUCUGAGCCAUUUUUGUACCAAGGUCGAAGAUAUGGGCUUUCUGUCCUUUGUGCUAGUGAUGUAGGCGUGUUUUCUGCUCCAUCUCAACAACUUUCGUUCUUUUAUGGAGCGCUGCACCUGUUAUGCUAUUUCUUGCUCAACUCAAAAAUGGUCAUCUUGUAAUGUGCAAUGAAGAUAUGAAAGAUU